AUCCUUUUUUUUCUUUUUUCUUCACCUUUUCUUCAUCCGACUCGCCACAUUCCUCAGCUCCAUCUCGCGCUCUAUCCGCCAAGGGGAAAAAGUCUCACCAGCAAAACGUCCUUUGACGGACAACACGACAUCUCAUCUCUCGAGCGACAGAAAAAAACAAACACGGCAAAGGCGCAUAUCCCGACAACACAUCCUCCACCUUCUCCUUCCUUCCUUCCCCCCUUCUUGGCAUUUCCUGUCUCGCGACCAUGACAACGCAGGCUGCCACCUCAACUCCUUCGGCAGCUUUCGCCCGCCGUAGUGCAGGCGAGACUGCAGUCCAGCUCGAGACCAGCACCGCAAGCGGACUGACCACAGUAGAGGCCAACAGCCGUCGUCUUCGCUAUGGACUCAACGAGUUCGAGGUCGAGGACGACGAGCCCCUGUACCUCAAGUUCUUCAAGAGUUUUUACGAAAACCCACUGAUCCUCCUCCUCCUCGCCUCGGCGGUCGUCUCAUUGGCCAUGGGACAGCGCGAUGAUGCGAUUAGUAUUACUCUGGCCAUUCUCAUCGUUGUUACAGGGCUGAUCAGGGAUCCGAUAGUAGUAGCAGUGAUCAAGGAAAGACGCAUUUCCUUGACCAACAUAACAGGAGAACAGAAAGCGAGAUCAAACAGCAAGGGCAAAGUGCGACAAUAGGAAUAUUCCGUGCGAUCCAUACACUAGAAAUUUGGGAGGGCAAAAAGGGAAACACUGGGCCGGUUGGACAAAGGACUAGGUUUCUUUUUUUUCCUGUCGUUUCUUUAUCUUCGAUACUCGUUUCAUUGU
Gamsiella multidivaricata is the source of this 806-nucleotide messenger RNA. RefSeq names its product cation transporter/ATPase. The record is from RefSeq and is a predicted model, not a curated record. Gene Ontology annotation, biological process: calcium ion transmembrane transport; manganese ion transport; intracellular calcium ion homeostasis. Lineage: Eukaryota; Fungi; Mortierellomycota; Mortierellomycetes; Mortierellales; Mortierellaceae. The transcript has 3 exons. Gene Ontology annotation, molecular function: P-type calcium transporter activity. Gene Ontology annotation, cellular component: plasma membrane; Golgi membrane; endoplasmic reticulum. Bases 249 to 677 code for a protein of 142 amino acids.